AUGUCUUCCAUGCGCAACGCCGUCCAGCGGCGCAACCACCGCGAGCGUGGACAACUCGAAGGACGCGAGAAAUGGGGUAUUCUUGAGAAGCACAAGGACUACUCGCUUCGCGCAAAAGACUAUAAUGCCAAGAAGGCAAAGCUGAAGCGCCUCGAAGAGAAGGCUCGCGACCGCAACCCCGAUGAAUUCCACUUUGGUAUGAUGGGAGACAAGAACCGGACACAGGGACGGCAUGGACGAGGCGCCAUUGGGCGAGACUCGGCCGCGGCUCGCGGGUUGAGCCACGACGCCAUUAAGCUUCUCAAGACACAAGACAAAGGCUACCUGCGGACAUCCGGCGAGCGGAUACGCCGGGAGAUUGAACGUCUGGAGCGCGAGGUGGAAUUGCAGAAGGGCAUGAACGAGUCCCUGGGCGUGAAGACUCAGCAAAACGAGGAGGAAGAUGACGAUGAAUUUGAUGGCUUCGACUCCGACCUGGACGUUCCUGAUUUCAGCGCUCCGCCAAAGCCUAAGUCGCGCAAGGUGGUGUUCGCUCAUGAUCGGGGUCAACAACAAACACUGAAGAAGAAGCGUGUUCAGGAUGACGACUCUAUGGAUGAGGAUGAAGACGAAGACAAAGAGCCCAGCACCGAGACUCGAAAGACCCCCAAGCAGCUCGCAGCAGAGCGCCAAAAACUCGUGGAGGUUCGACGGGCUCGCAAGCUCCGAAAACGGGCCGCUGAGGCCCGAGAGAACAAGCUGGUGGCGCUACGCAAGCAGUUCGCCGAGAUUCAAGCGGCCGAGCGGGAGGUUGAUUGGCAGCGGUCUAAGAUGGACAACUCCGUGGGCGGCACCAACAAGAACGGUAUCAAGUGGAAGAUCCGUGAGCGCAAGCGCUGA
Molecule: messenger RNA, 879 nt
Organism: Penicillium cinerascens
Lineage: Eukaryota; Fungi; Ascomycota; Eurotiomycetes; Eurotiales; Aspergillaceae
Product: rRNA-processing protein UTP11
Exons: 2
Coding region: 1-879 (292 amino acids)
Biological process (GO): rRNA processing
Cellular component (GO): nucleolus; small-subunit processome
Source: RefSeq, a predicted model, not a curated record